UCAGCAACCUAAACGGAGUUUGUCAAAGCGGCCUGUUCUGUGUGCAAGUGUUCCGGCAUACUAGUGAAAAAAUGAGUUUUGCCGACCCAUGGGUUAAGCAGGACCGCCAACAUAAUAUUAGUGAUUCGUUGUCCAGCACCACUACCGCAAACGACGGAGCAGCUCAGCGACAGACAGAUUCUACAUCAGUUUCUACUACAGAUUCAGCAUCACUUGAUUCGCUCGAGUUUGAAGAUAAUUUCGAUCCCAAGCACUCACAGAACCCACGUCAACCGCAAGAUAAUCGGCUUCCGGAUUCGGAUAACUAUUUAGCAGUGCUAGAGAAGCGCCUGGACCGUCUGAAGCACAGUUCCAGUGUUUUGCAGCAGCUGUCGGAACGUCGUGAGGCGUGCAUGCGAUCAUUGUUAAGCGAUUCUACAACGCUGCGAUCGGCAGGGGAACUUCUUGAGCUGGAGGAACCCGUAAACAACAGCGAACUACUAAGAUUCAUACGCCCGGUGCAGGCACUGUCGCAGGCAGAGAUCGUACGACUUGUGCAUCACGAUCAGCUGCAGAAGGAAGAAUACGAAGAACCGCGCGAAGGCGAAGAAAGCGGCACCGAGAGUUCCACAUCACGCUAAGAGAAGUUCGAGAAACGCAGCGGACCAUUGCUUUACGUCGCCCUUUUUUCAUUUGUGUUAUGUGCUCAAAUAUCUUACCGAACGUACUGUUCUUUCUGUAAAAAAGAGAAGCGUCUUGCGCUGCUCUCAUAGGAAUGGCUUCCACGACAACCACCGCCGUCAACCUCGAGCAGGUAACCUACUUCCUCGUGACGGGUGCUUCGCGAGGUAUCGGUGCCAAGCUGGCCAUUGAGACGGCACGCAAAUUUAAAGCCGGCUCUGUCGUUGUUCUACUGGCGAGAUCUGCGUCCGGGCUUGAAAGUACACGUUCGGCCAUACUAGAAGUAAAUCCACACGUUACGGUCGUGACGAGCUCGGUUGACCUUGCGACCGCUUCGAAGCAGUUACUGGACGAGAUCCUGAACAAGUCGCUGCUGGGCCGUACACCGCACGAACAGUUCGGGCUUGCGUAUGUUAUCCACAACGUAGGUACGAUAGGCAACGUGGAACGUAAGGCGGUCGAGCUAGAUGAUCGCUCUGAAUGGGAGGAGUACUUUGCCACAAACGUGUUCAAUGUAGCCGUCCUAAACAGCUGUUUCCUUGGCAAGUUUGGUACCGUGCCCCAGAAACUGGUGGUGAACAUUACAUCAAAAGCCUGCAUAGCGCCGUUUGCCAGCAUGGCGUUCUAUUGCGCGGGCAAGGCGGCCCGCGAAAUGUAUUUCCGUGUGCUGGCCGAAGAGGAAGCUGCCGCAGGUGUUAAGGUGCUUAAUUAUUCGCCCGGCCCGGUCGACACGGAGAUGACGGUCGACAUACAGGCCCGUUCCAGUGCGCCCGGUAUUCGUGAAUACUUUAAAAAUCUUCGUGACACGACCACUAUACUAACGACCGAGCAAACAACGGCCAAAUUUUUACACAUUCUCGAAAAUGGCCUAUUCAAGUCCGGCGAGCACGUGGACUACUACGAUCACUAAUCGCGGAAGCAGUGGAGUGUGCUGAGUUCGCAGAAAAUGGUUGAUCCUAAGCUAUAAUGCGUUCCAUCGAUUGAAGAUGCUAACAUCUCACUGGAGGAAAAGGCGCCCUCCCUUACGCUUAA
Molecule: messenger RNA, 1692 nt
Organism: Anopheles bellator
Lineage: Eukaryota; Metazoa; Arthropoda; Insecta; Diptera; Culicidae
Product: sepiapterin reductase-like
Exons: 3
Coding region: 755-1570 (271 amino acids)
Biological process (GO): tetrahydrobiopterin biosynthetic process
Molecular function (GO): sepiapterin reductase (NADP+) activity
Source: RefSeq, a predicted model, not a curated record